UCUAUCUUAUUUAAUUAUAUUAUUAAACUACUACUAUUAAAGAAGCUUAUAAUAAAUAUAGUAUAUAACAGCAUCUUUAUUAUUAUUAAUAAAUUAAUAAAACAAAGUAUCUUUAUUCUAUAUAAAGAAAAAAGUACAGUAGAAGAAUUAGGUUAUAUAAUAUAA
This is a messenger RNA of Trichoderma harzianum CBS 226.95, 165 nucleotides long. RefSeq lists its product as hypothetical. Lineage: Eukaryota; Fungi; Ascomycota; Sordariomycetes; Hypocreales; Hypocreaceae. The record is from RefSeq and is a predicted model, not a curated record. The annotation marks the transcript as partial. The transcript has a single exon.